Helobdella robusta is the source of this 336-nucleotide messenger RNA. RefSeq lists its product as hypothetical. The record is from RefSeq and is a predicted model, not a curated record. The transcript has 2 exons. The coding region runs from base 1 to 336 and encodes 111 amino acids. NCBI's taxonomy places the organism in Eukaryota, Metazoa, Annelida, Clitellata, Rhynchobdellida, Glossiphoniidae.
AUGACGAAUGCCCGUGUGAACGUGAAGGUCCACCAACUGACGUGCCACAUAUGCUCCGAGAAGUUCGCAUCGUUAGGUGAUCUCUUCAAUCACUUCAACUCCUCCAGACAUUCGUCCUCUACUCCACCUCCCAGCUACUACAAUCAGCCACAAUAUUUCUUUCCUACGUACGAGAACGAUAAUUUAUUGUGCACCAUUUCUUGUGGUGUUGACGACGAUAACAUUGUUGAUGAUGCCGAUGAUAAUCCUGAUAAAGAACAACUUGUUAAACCGGAAGAUAUGCCAUUACCCGCAAUUAGUGAUAUAAUAACUAUGAAAAAACUGCUUGAAUCAUGA